Molecule: messenger RNA, 2059 nt
Organism: Microcebus murinus (gray mouse lemur)
Lineage: Eukaryota; Metazoa; Chordata; Mammalia; Primates; Cheirogaleidae
Gene: VAPA
Product: VAMP associated protein A
Biological process (GO): neuron projection development
Cellular component (GO): plasma membrane; endoplasmic reticulum membrane
Molecular function (GO): FFAT motif binding
Source: RefSeq, a predicted model, not a curated record
UUCCUUCCAGUAGGCACUCCUACUUGGAAGAUGGUGAUACACUGCCAUGGCAGCUUCUCUAGUCUCGCACUCGGAGCUCAGCGUGACAGAAGAUUGACCUUUUUGCCCUGCGCUGCGCGCCGCGUCGGUCUCACAGCUUUGCUCCGCCCCUUGUCCACACCCGUUCUCUUGACAGCUGGGCUGUGCUUCGGAGCCGCGGCGAGGCCGAGAGUGCGCAGGCGCACCAGCCCUGCGCCGCGCUAGGCAGGCCUGGAGGGCGGGACGAGCGCCAGGGGCUCCCGGCUGCCGGGGCGCGCACGUAGGCACGUAGAGGCCGUCACGUGGGGCUCUGAGGAUCGCAGUGCGCGUGGCCGCGGCGGCUGGUGUGGGGUUGAGUCAGUUGUGAGAGCGGGAGCUGCUGACCCAGCGGGCGGCCCACCGAGCCAGCGAUACAGCGGCAGGUGUCGCGGCUCGGGAGACGCGAGCCUGGCCCCGUCCUAGAGCUCCGCAGAGCCGGCGCCGCCGUUGCCCCCGCCCCCAGCCAGCAAACCGCCGCCGCGGGCGCGCCCCCGCUCAGCGCUGUCUCUCCGAUGGCGUCCGCCGCCGGGGCCAUGGCGAAGCACGAGCAGAUCCUGGUCCUCGACCCGCCCACAGACCUCAAAUUCAAAGGCCCCUUUACAGAUGUAGUCACUACAAAUCUUAAAUUGCGAAAUCCAUCUGAUAGAAAAGUGUGUUUCAAAGUGAAGACUACAGCACCUCGCCGGUACUGUGUGAGGCCCAACAGUGGAAUUAUUGACCCAGGGUCGACUGUGACUGUUUCAGUAAUGCUACAGCCGUUUGACUAUGAUCCGAAUGAAAAGAGUAAACACAAGUUUAUGGUACAGACAAUUUUUGCUCCACCAAACACUUCAGAUAUGGAAGCUGUGUGGAAAGAGGCAAAACCUGAUGAAUUAAUGGACUCCAAAUUGAGAUGUGUAUUUGAAAUGCCCAAUGAAAACGAUAAAUUGGGUAUAACUCCACCAGGGAUUGCUUCGACUGCCACUGCAAUGAGCAGCAUCAACAACACAAUUGCAACAUCUGCCAAUUAUCACACGAAGAAUGACCCCAGGGGACUCAAUGUGUUCAAACAGGAGAAGCAGAAGAAUGAUAUGGAACCUAGCAAAGCUGUUCCACUGAAUGCAUCUAAACAAGAUGGACCCAUGCCAAAACCGCACAGUGUUUCACUCAAUGAUACUGAAACAAGGAAAUUAAUGGAAGAGUGUAAAAGACUUCAGGGAGAAAUGAUGAAGCUAUCAGAAGAAAAUCGACACCUGAGAGAUGAAGGUUUAAGGCUCAGAAAGGUAGCACAUUCGGAUAAACCUGGAUCAACCUCAGCUGCAUCCUUCAGAGAUAAUGUCACCAGUCCUCUUCCUUCACUUCUUGUUGUAAUUGCAGCCAUUUUCAUUGGAUUCUUUCUAGGGAAAUUCAUCUUGUAGAGUGAAGCAUGCAGAGUGCUAUUUCUUUUUUUUUCUCUCGACCAGAAAAAGAUUUGUUUACCUACCAUUUCAUUGGUAGUAUGGCCCGCGGUGACCAUUUUUUUGUGUGUACAGCGUCAUAUAGGCUUUGCCUUUAAUGAUCUCUCACGGUUAGAAAACACAAUAAAAACAAACUGUUCGGCUAUUGGACAAAUUGUAUAUUACCAGAUCAUCACUAGCAGAUGUCAGUUGCACAUUCAGUCCUUUAUGAAAUUCAUAAAUAAAGAAUUGUUCUUUCUUUGUGGUUUUAUUAAGAGUUCAAGAAUUGUUCAGAGUCUUGUAAAUGUUAUUUUAAUAAUCCCUUUAAAUUUUAUCUGUUGCUGUUACCUCUUGAAAUAUGAUUUAUUUAGAUUGCUAAUCCCACUCAUUCAGGAAAUGCCAAGAGGUAUUCUGUGGGGAAAUGGUGCCUCUUACAGUGUAAAUUUUCUCCUUUACCUUUGCUAAUAUCAUGGCAGAAUUUUUCUUAUCCCUUGUGAGGCAGUUGUUGACUGAGUUUUCAUCCUUACAAUCCUGUCCCAUGGUAUUUAACAUAAAAAAAAAUAAAACUGUUAACAGAUUCUUGCUCG